Neolamprologus brichardi is the source of this 1392-nucleotide messenger RNA. RefSeq names its product rho GTPase-activating protein 8-like. The record is from RefSeq and is a predicted model, not a curated record. Gene Ontology annotation, biological process: negative regulation of endocytic recycling; small GTPase-mediated signal transduction. Gene Ontology annotation, molecular function: GTPase activator activity. Gene Ontology annotation, cellular component: cytoplasm. NCBI's taxonomy places the organism in Eukaryota, Metazoa, Chordata, Actinopteri, Cichliformes, Cichlidae.
GCGGUAGUUGGAGGAAGUUUGGAUGUUUGUUACCUGUGCGCUUGGCGGUUUGUAACGUCACCUCACUGGCCUCAGGUCAGUUUCUGGCCCCCUCCUCCUCCUCCUAGCACUGAUUGGAGGGCCACGUGAACCGCGUGCAGCUAAAAAAAACGGAAAAGAGAGCGCGCGCGGCGGGUAACCGCGAGUUUGAAGAGUAACUCAGGUGUUUUCAGAAUGAGCUCCUCGGCUGAUCUGGAGCAGCUGGCAGAAAUCGAGCUGCAGAAGGGGGAGGGGGGCAGUUGUGUCACAGACGGUCCAUCAGCUCCUCCAGUCAGCACACCAAGUCUCGACCCCUCCCACCCGUAUUACGACGUGGCUCGACACGGCAUCAUCCAGGUUUCGGGGGACGACCACUACGGCAGGAAGCUGAUUGUCUUUAGCAGCUGCUGCCUACCACCUUCGCACCAGCUGAAUCACCACCGCCUGCUCGAGUACCUGAAGUUCACACUGGACCAGUAUGUGGAGAUGGACUACAUCCUGGUGUACUUCCACUAUGGCCUGAGGAGCAGCAACAAGCCGUCUCUCAAGUGGUUACGAGAGGCUUACGGCGAGUUCGACAGGAAGUACAAGAAGAACCUGAAGGCUCUGUAUGUUGUCCAUCCCACCAACUUCAUCCGAAUCGUCUGGAACCUUUUCAAACCUCUGAUCAGUCACAAGUUUGGGAGGAAGCUGACGUAUGUGAACUACUUGGCUGAGCUUCGGGAACACCUGAACUACGAGCAGCUCUUCAUCCCCCCGGAAGUGCUCAGACAUGACGAGGAGCUGCGAGCGACUCAGAAAGGAGGACCCCCGCCCUCUGUGAAAACACCCCCGCCCCGGCCCCCACUGCCCACCCAGCAGUUCGGCGUUAGUCUUCAGUACAUCAGAGAGAAGAACCGAGAGGCCGUCAUCCCACCUGUGAUGACCCAGACUGUCACAUACCUGAAGGAGAAAGGUCUGAGGACCGAGGGGCUCUUCAGGCGAUCGGCUCGGGUUCAGCUCAUUAAGGAAGUACAGAAACUCUACAACCUGGGGAAGCCGGUGAACUUCGAGCAGAUAGGAGACGUGCACGUUCCCGCCGUGAUCCUGAAGACAUUCCUCAGAGAGCUUCCUGAGCCAUUGCUCACCUUCCGGGUCUACAGCCAGGUCCAGGAGCUGCUCCAUGUGGAGAGCAGUCUGCGGGUGACCCGAUGCAAACAGAUCGUUGAGAGUCUACCUGAACAUAAUUUCAUUGUGGCAAAGUACCUGCUGUGCUUCCUGCACCAGGUGUCUCAGGAAAGCAUCAUAAACAAGAUGUCUCCAUCUAACUUAGCGUGUGUUUUUGGCGUGAACCUGGUCUGGCCUCUACGGUCUAAAGCCAACGGAGGCCUUUGA